AUGCCUAUUCACGCCUUCGACUUGUCUGGCCGAGGCCGGUACAUCAAUGGGAGACCAGUUGGAAUCGAUAAACAGCUCACCGAGGAACUCGAUCCCCGAUUUGCGCAGAGAUCUGUUUUGGCUUUGGCAACGUACGUAGAUACAAACGAGCCGGUGACAUUGAGGAUACGCUACGACUUGAAUCCCGCGCCGUUUGGGUACACGGAUCCCGAUGAGAUCAGACAAGUGCGAGAGCGAGCGAGAUUCCAAUUCAUCGAGGAAAUUCGUGCCACGGAGGAAGUGGGGGAUAUUGGCCACGGGGCAAGCUACCUCGACCACUGCGUGCAGAAAGCAGGCUCACCGUUCCCCUACCCGGAGGGAACUGUAUACUUCUUUGUUAUGACGCGGGUACCUGGGGAGAAGAUCCUUCCCAUCCUCAACGACCUCACGGAUGGUCAGCUGGAGGAUGUCCGAAAGCAACUGACAUUCAUCCUUGAACGGAUGAGACAAUGCGGCUUCCUCCUAUUUCAGCCGAACCCGGACUUUUUGCGAUACGACAGAGCCAACGAGAAGUUGUACCUCAUCGACUUUGCAUACAUAAGCUUCACAGACCCGGACGUCCCAGAUAGCCUGCCCAUUACCGCCGACAGCGCCUGGGUGCUGUCCUUUGGCCUUUGGAGGCCUUUUCAGUUGACUGAAGUUGAAGACUCUUAUCCCUGGGAGACCCAACGAAAACUUGAGGAAGAAAAUAAGAAAAAGGCAGAGUCUAAGGUUGAUGAGCCGGCAGCACUAUUGCCCAGCGUGGGCAGCGGAUUGGCACUUGCUGAACGGCCGGUGCAGAAUAUUCCUCAAGCAAGUAGCAGCGCCACCGUCCCAGUGGUGCUGCAGCCCAGUGAUAGCAACCAGGAGAGUCAGAGACCAGGUCGCGCAUGA
Molecule: messenger RNA, 912 nt
Organism: Aspergillus clavatus NRRL 1
Lineage: Eukaryota; Fungi; Ascomycota; Eurotiomycetes; Eurotiales; Aspergillaceae
Exons: 4
Coding region: 1-912 (303 amino acids)
Source: RefSeq, a predicted model, not a curated record